GCUCGUUAGCACAGGCUCCGUAGACUACCAGGACCGUGUCCAGCUUUCCACUAAGUCACCCUCAAAGCCAUAAACGCGCCAUCAUGAGGCUAACUCCACAAGUCAUCACCAAGGCACCCACCGUGUUGAACCCAGAAGGGCAGCUCACGCUCCAGCUACGCAACCUCCAGAUUCCCUACAUCGAGAACCUCGGCAUCACUCAAGAUAAGUACACAGUGAUCGACUUGACUAACAAUGACAUCAUUGAGCUAGCCAACGUUCCUGGAAAUUUCACCAACCUCGAAGUAUUGCUUCUCGCCAACAACAAUGUUGCCUACAUCGACGACAACUUUCCCGAAGAAAACAACCUCAGGUCGCUCUCUCUCAUCAACAACAACUUCAGCAAGAUACCGUUGAAGGCAGGACAGAAACUUUCCGUGCUUGAAAACUUAGCGUUGAUAGGAAAUCCCAUAUGUAAGACCCAGCAUUACCGAGAGUACAUCAUCUGGUUGAUCCCGUCGUUGAAGGUGUUGGACUUUAGAAAGGUGAAGGAUGCCGAGAGAACGUCGGCAAAGGCACUCUUUGGCGAGAGCCACGAGGAAUUGACGGAAGUGGCAUUGUCGUACUUGGGCAAGCAGGCUAAAGCAGAGGAAAAACCCGUCCAAGGAGCAGACAAGCAGUUGACGAGCGUGGGGAGGAAGUUGAGUGAGAACGAGAAGAAGGAGUUGAUGCAGAGAUUAGAGCACGCUGAGAGCUUGGACGAGAUUGAGGAGAUCGAGAGGACGUUGAGAGAAGGCAAGGUAUAGGGCUGUAGGCUUGAGGAUAGGAGACAAUGCAGAGGACCUGAAAGGGACAAUCCCAUGCUUGAAUGUCUUUGUUGGGGCCAGAACCCAACCCAGCUUUAUCAAUGAUCAGAGAUACUACGCUACAGACCCAAACGUGUUCUUCUUGGUCUUCUUUACUCGAAGAGAAAACAGCUCCUGUCAGCUCUUCCUGACGUCUCUGCCGUUCCCCCACCCCGAAAACCUCUCCUGCUGGCUCGCUAGCAUCGCAUGUAUAGUAAUGUACCAUAGAAGCAAUGAAGAUCCACUUGCCGUAGCCAUCUAUAAUCAAUGCCAAGUACUCCAAAGAGAAUAUCCACGUCCGUUUGGGCUCACCAGCCUGCUGGACCAAAGUAGCCUCCUUCAGUGCCUCCUCCAGUGCCUCCUCCAGUGCCUCCUGCGACUCCUAACUGUGCCACUCCGUCCCUCCAUGAGCCUCUUCACAGUCCU
Molecule: messenger RNA, 1250 nt
Organism: Suhomyces tanzawaensis NRRL Y-17324
Lineage: Eukaryota; Fungi; Ascomycota; Pichiomycetes; Serinales; Debaryomycetaceae
Gene: LEA1
Product: U2 snRNP complex subunit
Exons: 1
Coding region: 84-785 (233 amino acids)
Biological process (GO): mRNA splicing, via spliceosome
Cellular component (GO): U2 snRNP
Molecular function (GO): protein binding; U2 snRNA binding
Source: RefSeq, a predicted model, not a curated record